AUGGAGCAGCAGUCCAAGGCUCCCCAGGACGUCCGCAAUGUCGUCAACUUCCUGCGUAGCAGCAGCGCGGGGAUGAAGAUCCGAGUCGGCGUGCUCAACGGGAAACGCGUAGAUUACUUCAAGGGCAAGGGUGCCGUGAAGGCCCUGCUCUCGCCUGCGUACGCGAAGCUCAAGAACGUCCCGAAGGUUGCGGACGAGGCAGAAGCGCAACAGCUGCUGCUCACCAUCAUCCCCUUCGCCUUCUUCCUCCGCGUCGAGCGCGGCGCGCCGUCCGGCACCUCCUCAGGCUCCCCGAAACAGCUCCAGAUCACGCAGAUGCAGACGUUCGUCGCGACGGACUACUACGCGUGGUUCUACGAGGGCUCGCAGUGGACGACAUAUCUCGGCGGCGUGGCCAUGGUCGCGAUCAUGCUUGCGGGCGUGAUGUUCCCGCUCUGGCCGCCCAUCAUGCGCCUCGGGGUGUGGUACCUCUCGAUCGGCGUGCUGGGCCUCAUCGGCCUCUUCUUCGCCCUUGCGGUCGUACGCCUCAUUUUCUACAUCAUCACUGUCAUCGUCGCCUCGCCAGGCAUCUGGGUAUUCCCCAAACUGUUCGCGGAUGUCGGAUUCGUGGAAUCAUUUAUUCCGUUGUGGGAGUGGGACCUGCCGAAGAAGAAGAGCAAGAAGCGGCGCGCGGAGAAGGGCAAGGACGCGAGCGGCAGCGUUUCGCCAGUCCCUUCCGCACGUAUAGAGGAGGUCCAGGACUCGGAGAGCUCGCGGCCAGCAAGUCGCACAGCAGCACGCGUCGAGGAGGUGCCGGACGAGGAUUGA
Messenger RNA from Trametes versicolor FP-101664 SS1, 807 nucleotides. Its product is annotated as translocation protein. The record is from RefSeq and is a predicted model, not a curated record. Gene Ontology annotation, cellular component: endoplasmic reticulum membrane; endoplasmic reticulum. The transcript has 3 exons. Gene Ontology annotation, biological process: post-translational protein targeting to membrane, translocation. The coding region runs from base 1 to 807 and encodes 268 amino acids. Lineage: Eukaryota; Fungi; Basidiomycota; Agaricomycetes; Polyporales; Polyporaceae.